Adineta ricciae is the source of this 1503-nucleotide messenger RNA. The record is from the annotation of a GenBank genome assembly. NCBI's taxonomy places the organism in Eukaryota, Metazoa, Rotifera, Eurotatoria, Adinetida, Adinetidae.
AUGACUCAAACAAAGGAUAAACUAGCGAGAACCAUUCACGAUAUCGUUCGCGAGAACAAUGUAAAAGAUCUCGAAUUGAUUGUCGGUCGUGGUGCAAGUGUGAAUGACAUCGACAUACAAAAUGAUGAUAAAUUCACGCCAUUACAUUGGGCUUCUCAUGCAGGAAGUCUAGAAUGCAUGCAUUGGCUUCUAUGGCAAUCAGCAAAUAUGGAUGCACCAACGCCGAAAGGUUGGACACCUGCUCAUAUUGCUGCUAUUCGAGGACAUGAUGCAUGUGUACAGGCAUUAAUUAAUAAUAAUGUGAAUAUAAAUACACGUGAUCGUCGUAAUCAAACUUGUUUACAUAUGGCUUGUUCGCAUGGAAACUCUUUUGUUGUUCAUACUCUACUACGUGGAGGAGCAGAUUUGAAUUAUCAAGAUGUCAAUGGAUGGACACCUGUUUUCACUGCUGCAUAUCAUGGAAGACUUGGAUGUUUACAGAUGCUCGUUAAAUGGGGUGCUAAGUUAAGUGAUGUUGACAACGAAGGAAAUACGCCUGCACAUCUUGCGGCUAUGGAAGGUCAUUUGCCGUGCUUGAAAUUUAUUAUUUCAGUAACACGAGAUAUACCUGCUUUACUCGGUGCUCGAAAUGAUCAAGGUGAUACACCCAAGUCAUUAGCUGAACAAUUUUUCAAAGAAAGCUGCUGUAAAUAUUUGGACGCACUCGAAUGGGAGCAGGAUCAUCCUGAACAAGCUGAAAAUUUAGCUUUUCCGGCUCACGUUGCUGCAUACAACGGAGAUUUGGAACAUGUCAAGUUGUUGAUUGAACAAGGCGUUGUCAAUAUAAACGAGCGCGAUGAACAUGGUGCAACAUUAGCACAUAAGGCAGCAGGCCAAGGUCAUUUAGAAAUUCUUCAAUGGUUGAUUGAGAACGGUGCAACGAUUGAUUUAACAUCUGAGAGUGGCGAAACACCUAAAGACGUAGCACGACGUUACGGUCAACUCGCUUGUUUGAAGAUCUUAGGCGGAGGAGCUGAAAAAGGUGAUGGGACUCAACAUGGUCAUGCAAAUGAUUCGAAACGAUCAAGUGAACAUAAGAGAUUAACACCGAAAGAAGAAGAACGUCGUCGUGCUAAAACCAAACUUGAUGAUCUACUCAAGCAAAUCGAUAUUGCGAAGAAGAAUUUUCGACAAUUAGGUGGACAUCUGGACGAAGAUGAACAACGUGAAGCAUUGGAAAAAGAAACCCACAAGAAAUUUCAUGACUAUGAUAGACAAUUAGAAUAUGUCCGAGUCGAAAGAGAAAAGCUUCAAGCCGAGCUAGAUGAAUGUCGAAAGGAAAUUAUUCAUUUAACUAAUAUCUUACGUUCAUAUGAAGAUAGAACUGUCUAUGUUCAACAAAGACCACCUAGUAGAACACGUUCGCACAAAACGAAGAAAACAUCGUCGGUCGUGAAUAAACCAAGACGUGUUGAAAAACAAACAGGAGUUGUAUUUGUACGUAGAAAUUCAUUGAAUUCGUGA